AUGCAAGAGGACGUCACCAAUGAGGCCACAGAGGGCCCGACGCACAUUCAGGCACAAGUACAACAGCUCCAAUUGCGUACGCCGUCUCCGUCUGUAGCGGACUCUGCGUCCGCCGCGCCAGGCGGUCGGCACCCCUCCGAAGCCUUGGCACCUGUACUUGAGACUAUCCGCCCGUUGCUUGAGCCGAGCCCGGAGGCGCUGACCGCGCUCGUGUCGUCCAUACCCACGAAGACACUGCACACAUACACACUAGCACAGAUACCCACAUCACCUCAGCCGGUGCUCGAUGCGCUCGCCACAUUCUUUGCGACUCUGACGCCCCCGCCGCGGCUGCACUGCGUGCGGUGCCACAAGGACUACGUCGAGGUCGAGAACGACGAUCGCAGCUGCCUUGUGCCGCAUGACGACGAGAGCGCCGAAGUCGAACGCGUCGGGCGCAGCGGUCACGAGCGCAGGACGAACGAGGGUACCGAGUACGAGACUCUAUGGGGCUGCUGCGGUAAAACGACCGAGGGUGACGGGAGCCAAGGUCCGCCGGAUGGGUGGUGCUACGAGGGAAAACAUACGACUGACAUCAAACGUGCUCGCUUCCGCGCCGACUCAACACUACAAGACGACAAGCUCGUCUCGUGCCUGCGGCUCAACUGCCACGGCAUCCGUGCGCACAUGCCUCGCGAAGCCAACACGCGCAAACGCGCGCGGAAGACCUACAGAGAGGCGAGCUCGGAAGAAAACGACAGUGCAGGCGCGUCUGACAGCGGCGUUGACGAAAUUGCCGGUCGGGCACGGAGCACGAAACAUGAGACGACUGCGCAGCUCAAGCGGAAGUCAAAGUCGAAACAGAGAGCUGACGACCCGAUGGACGUCGACCCCUCGCACGAGGAAGGCGUGAGUGUUGCGGGCGGCGCAGGUAAAGGCAAGGAGAAGGAGCAGGAUGCGCCGCCGGCGCCACCGAAGCGUCCGCGGGGACGUGCACGCAAGUCGAUCCCCACUGCAGACGCAGAAGGCUCUCCAUCCGUGUCAGCACGCGCACCGAAGCGGCGCGGGCGUCAGCCAAAGACGGCGGCAGUGCUCGAAGACAGCGAGCGCGAGACGAGCCGCGGGCGCGGCACCGCGUCACCCGUGCGCCGCGAGACCGAGCUGCCUCGCACUCGCUCGCUCAGCCGCACAAGGGCGGCAGAGGAAGAGGCGACGCGUGGUGCGGGGCGUCCGGGACACAAGCCCAAGAGCCGGUCGCGCACAAAGAUGGCCGAGGUUGUGUGCGGCGUGCGGAGCGACUCGGGCGAGGCGGACGACGAGCAGCCGAAGAAGAAGCGCAAGCUGGGCGUGGCGUGA
This is a messenger RNA of Phanerochaete carnosa HHB-10118-sp, 1335 nucleotides long. RefSeq lists its product as uncharacterized. The transcript is spliced from 2 exons. Bases 1 to 1335 code for a protein of 444 amino acids. NCBI's taxonomy places the organism in Eukaryota, Fungi, Basidiomycota, Agaricomycetes, Polyporales, Phanerochaetaceae. The record is from RefSeq and is a predicted model, not a curated record.